This is a messenger RNA of Phalaenopsis equestris, 470 nucleotides long. RefSeq lists its product as uncharacterized. Gene Ontology annotation, molecular function: ATP:3'-cytidine-cytidine-tRNA adenylyltransferase activity. The transcript is spliced from 6 exons. NCBI's taxonomy places the organism in Eukaryota, Viridiplantae, Streptophyta, Magnoliopsida, Asparagales, Orchidaceae. The record is from RefSeq and is a predicted model, not a curated record. Bases 1 to 450 code for a protein of 149 amino acids. Gene Ontology annotation, biological process: tRNA 3'-terminal CCA addition.
AUGCCGGCAUUUUCUAGAAGCCAGCAACCCAAGAUUUCGUUUGUUGUAGGUUACCAGGACUAUGAAUAUUAUGAGAUUCCAGUAACUAACUUUAUCAUACGAAAUUCUUUGAAGCUGAAAGCUAAUGAUGCUGAAAUGGUGUUCUCCUUACAUGGUGCAGUUGAGAGGUUUAGUUCAUUACUUCCUUUCUUGGAAUCAGAUAGAGAGCCUGUACCAGCUGAAGCCAAGCUUGAAGACGAAUUCCUUGAUAUACCACCAGCUUCAAGGAAGCGGGUCUUGGCAGGAUUGCUUCUGCGUGACAUAAAAAGCUUUUGGCGUGUCGCGUUGUUGCUGUCCACUCUCUUGCAUCCAAUUGAUGAAACUAUUGGAUAUUCUCGGAACAAAGAAUCAGAAAGAAGGGAAAUUUUCAGAAAAGUUGAGAGGAUCAUUACUGUUCUUGAUCAUUCUUGAAGAUUUGAGCGUACAUGGGA